AUGGAAGAGGUGAUAAGAGUUGCCGCCGAGGCCGAGCGUCGAGAGGCGGCGGAAAGAAGGAUGAAAGCGAGGGUAGAGUGUGACCCCUGUGAUGAUUAUGACUCUGAGGAGGGAUACCGUGACAAAAUCCCAUCGGACGAUUCCGAUGCCGACUCGGAACGUGAUGACGAAGAGGUUCCGGACCGUCCUCGCUUGACAGGCAUCCCUGAGAUUAUUAAGAUGCCGGAGCACUCCGAAUCUAAACUGCUGCGCAUAACAAAUGGCAGAACGUGGAUGACUCCCGAAAUUCUUACAGCGCUGACCAAGAGAGUUGGCUUUUCGGGUUGUAUUGAGUUCCGGAUUCCGAAGGAGCACGAGAGGCCUUAUGAUGCUCCGCCGGGAUGGAUUUGCGUUUACGAAUGCUUUUUUACCGAGUACGGAAUGAAAUUUCCGUUGCCUUUCCUGCUGUUGAAAUUCGCCUCUGAACGAGGCGUCGCCGUUAGUCAACUGACUCACGGCGUCUUCCGUCACAUGGUCUUCACGGAUGCUUUAGCGAAGGCCGCGAAUAUCACGUUCGACCGCUAUCUUUUUGAAAACGUCACGGAUCUUCGCGCCGGGUCCAAAUGGGAGGGGAACUUCAAACGUUUCCACACCGCGAUGCGUCAUGGAAUCGUCUUCGGCAAUUAUCGGGAUAGGAUUCCCGACUGGAAGCGCUAUUUCUUCUUUGUGAAAAUUAGCAAGGCGUCGGUUGGGAAUUUCAAAUCCGAGCAGAUCAAAACCGAUUGGGUUUCUUCGCCGGAUCCACUAAGACGAGCCAGGCCGAGCACCGCCCUUAAAAAUAAAUUCAAUGCUUUGAGGGACCUUAGUCAUCGGAUCUGGCCCGAGGUCGUGGAGAAGCUUGAGAGAGAGAAGAGAGAGAGGAAGGAGAGGAAAGAAGGGAGAAGCAAGCCUGCUGUCCCCGCUACUCCAAUAUCUACGAGGUCGCCUCGAGUCAAGAAGAAACCGAUGGGUCUUAGAAAGAGGACCGCCGUGCCGAUUGACGAUGUUGUCGUUGCUUCCGAGCCGGCGUGUAAGAAGAAGAGGGGCUUCGGCGAGGAGGACAUCAUCUUCGGCUCCGGAAAAGGUUCCAGAGGGGUGGUCGAGCUCGAGUCCUCUCCUUCAGAUCAUAACGGCAGUGUACCUCGUCAGGACGAGAGUGCUUCUCGUCACGAUGAUGUUCUGAAGACUCCAACGUGCGGUACUUCACCUGUUUUGGGAGGAAGAGUUCCUUACUUCUCGCGACGACGGUCCUUCAUUUAUCCGGGGCAGUGA
This is a messenger RNA of Microthlaspi erraticum, 1290 nucleotides long. Lineage: Eukaryota; Viridiplantae; Streptophyta; Magnoliopsida; Brassicales; Brassicaceae. The record is from the annotation of a GenBank genome assembly.